Salvia miltiorrhiza (redroot sage) is the source of this 1004-nucleotide messenger RNA. RefSeq lists its product as uncharacterized. The record is from RefSeq and is a predicted model, not a curated record. Lineage: Eukaryota; Viridiplantae; Streptophyta; Magnoliopsida; Lamiales; Lamiaceae. The transcript has 4 exons. The coding region runs from base 259 to 738 and encodes 159 amino acids.
UUUUACUGUAGAAUGGAUGGGGUUGUUGUGAAACGUUUUCGUCGCGAAGGUGGUGAUGAUAAGGAGUUCUAUUUAUCUCUUCUUUCUCUACGAGACUUUUCUGUGUCUGAAAUUUGGAACGUUCCUUUUCUCCGAGCUGGACAACCCUUCACAUAUAGCCCGUGAAAAUGGCAGUGCCAUCGGCUACGAUCCUAGAUCAGACGACUACAAAGUCGUCAGAUAUUUAACCGAAUAUUGCCCCAAUGAAGUUGUAAAGACAUGUCGUGGACCAAAUUGUAUGAAGCUAAGCUGCAUCACGUCGUGAAACCAUUGUGUUUGAUAGAUGGUCGGGUUUCCCUUUUUCAAGGGAGGAGUCAUCGUAAGCAGUGUGAUCUAGUGAUGUAUGAUUGGAGUAGGAAGGAGAUGAAGAGAUUCAACAUUCGUGAUUAUCCAGGUCACUUGCAGGUUUUUCCAUGUGUUGAUCCGAUUCUGAAGCCUAUAGACGGACCCGACACUACUGAAGAGACUAAGAUGACUAAGAAGACUAAGGCUAAGGCUAAGGCCGUCCCACAAGCAUGCGUCCACCGGAAUGCCUCCUCUACUCAAGACGAAGCCAAGCCUUUGGAUACGAUGGAUGAAGGAAAGACGCAUCAUUUAAUAGGCCGUGGGGAGUGCACGUUUGAUCGAGGAUCGGAUGGAGAUAGUCUUGAAGAAAUUCCUGCAAAAAGGAGGAGGCGUCACAAAGAAGUUGAAGAAUGAAUGUUGAUGGUCGAUGAAUUUAAUUUGAUGGUUUUAGGUGGAUCAAGAUGGGGGUAAAUUCUACCCCGCACAAAGGUGCCCGGCACCCUCAUACAUUCCACCGUUGGAUGCGCGACACGUGUCCAAGCUUCCUUUUGUAUUUAACAUAAAUUUAAAUUUUAUAUAAAAUACACUCUGUUAACUUCCGUCUGUGUAAUUAUUACUAAUGACCCCAAUGCCAAGCACUAUUUUUCUUCCUCGGUAUACGUAAUUCAUCAUUAUCCAUU